This is a messenger RNA of Penicillium digitatum Pd1, 1203 nucleotides long. Lineage: Eukaryota; Fungi; Ascomycota; Eurotiomycetes; Eurotiales; Aspergillaceae. The record is from RefSeq and is a predicted model, not a curated record.
AUGGCUGUUGACUUCUUUCUGAAAAACUUGAGAAUCAAAACAGUGCGCGCCAUCAUUGACCACAUUACUGAGACCAUACCGGUCCCUGGGGAAGGGCUGUGGGAACCCCUGAGCCUGGACUAUACCAAGUGUCUGGCAUCGCUUUUACGUUACCGUCCUCACACUGAGCAUCUUGACAAAGAAGACUGGGGAGUCCUCAUAAGCUUUUGCCUUGCAGGUCUUAGCUACGGGGAGAACGAAGAAAGUCAAUUGAGUAUUCGAAGCGGUUAUCGAUCCGUUCUCGAAGAUCUAGAUGCCAGCGACAGCCAUUCUACCCCCUUGAGAGUGACCGCCCCCAUCCCAGUCAGCAGGGAAAGGCAUAAUGGCAAUAGAAAUGUCAUUGAAGAAGUUGUAAUCUGUAUUCAGCUCUUGACAACAAGCCCAACCCCUCUUCAAGCUACAGCCCAAAGCAUCCUUCACGGACUUUCCGAUUUUGUUGAGUCAUCUGUGGCUGGAAAUGCACACCAGCUCGCGUUCAAUAGCAUCAAUGCAGUCGUUACAAAAGUCAUGUUUGAUCAAUCCGAGCUUGUCCGUUCCGUUCUCUUGGGCCUGAUUCCAGUAAUUCGACGCCUAUGGGCCACUAAGUUACAGAUUCUCAAGGAGGAGUUACUUGCCACUUUGAUGCUUUCUAUGAUCGUUCUCGUGGACACUGCUCGAAAAGAGCCAUCUGAAUCUCUGGCAUUUGAUAUCGAAGGACUGGCUAGUACACUUCAUUCGGAAUAUGUGAGGCGAUCAGAAAAAGAGAUCUUACAAAUCGACGAAACAAUGCUCUACCAAAAUGAAGCAUGCCAGAACAGACCAGUGUAUGGACCUUGCCUCGGAACUGCUAGAUCGGAGCAAAACUGGACAGUCCUCUGGUUGAUCGCAGAGCUUCUUAAGCUCUCGGACGGAAUUCAUAACCGAAUCAAGUCUGGCUCAACACGCGAAGGCUCAAACAAAAGGCAGCGCUUCAGUUCUGAGAUCCGGGACGUAUUUAGAGACUCGGUCUCGGCCACAGGCAUCAGGAGAAUAUGCGCAUUACAACUCAUCCCAUUCCUCGAAUCCGAGAUUGACAUUGAGACUAAGGAGCCCUUUUUCAAGCAGCUGGUUCUGAAUGUCUCUGGCGGCAAUGGCGCUGUGUCAUCCUGGACAAUGGUUGCUCUGACGAGGUACGUAAACGAAUAG